GCAGUCGUCUCUUCUCGUUCACGACAAAGAUCCGACUCGUUCGCGAACGACACAUCACUGUUCCGGUCAUCUCCGUGAGUCCCGCCCCGCCGCUCCGUGCCAUCUUGUGUUUAGCAAGAACAAAAACGGUGUGAGGAGGAAGCGCAGCUUCAGGGCGCGGCGCACAACCGAGGACCAAUUUAUUUAUUUCAGGAAAAGUGCGUGUUUUAUAAAACGCGGCCGUGACUGUGAACAUCACGAUUGGAAGUGUUUGACCGCAGAAAAAUGACAGCCACACCCCGCUCAACAGCUAACGUUAGCGUCAGGCUAUCGAAGCUAAGCUAGCCAGUUAGCAGAUGCUCGUAACGCCGAGGAGGCGAAUCCAAAGUUCGGAUUCUGUCCGCGGGCAUUUGGACACCACUCGUUGAUUCCACCGUGGGUUCCGACGUCAGGACGGGCUUCGGCGGGAAUGGCGCGAGAGUCGUGCUGAUUUCGUGGGCAGCGGAACCCCAUGCUAUGAAGCUGCGGAGACGCUAGUUCUGCUGCUAACGGUUGUUUUUCGGCUCAUAGCGGAGCCACAAUAAAGCCGCGGCCCUGGCCAUGCCCUCGAGUGCACGGGCGGGCAACCUGAAAGACCCGGAGGUGUCCGAUCUCUUCUGCAAAGAUGAUCCAGAGAAGCUGUUCGCCGACCUCCGUGAAAUCGGACACGGCAGCUUUGGCGCCGUGUACUUUGCCCAGGAUGUGCGCAACAAUGAGGUGGUGGCCAUCAAGAAAAUGUCGUACAGUGGGAAGCAGACGAACGAGAAAUGGCAGGACAUCAUUAAAGAGGUGAAGUUCCUGCAGAAACUGCGACAUCCCAACACCAUUGAGUAUCAGGGAUGUUACCUGAAAGAACACACAGCCUGGCUGGUGAUGGAGUACUGCCUCGGCUCGGCCUCUGACCUCCUUGAAGUUCACAAAAAGCCACUGCAGGAAGUUGAAAUUGCUGCUAUUACCCAUGGUGCACUGCAGGGAUUAGCAUAUCUCCACUCACACAACAUGAUUCACAGGGAUGUGAAAGCAGGAAACAUCCUGCUGACGGAGCCUGGUCAGGUCAAACUGGGAGACUUCGGUUCUGCCUCCAUCGUGGCUCCAGCCAACUCGUUUGUGGGCACCCCCUACUGGAUGGCUCCUGAGGUGAUCCUCGCCAUGGACGAGGGUCAGUACGACGGGAAGGUGGACGUCUGGUCUCUGGGCAUCACCUCCAUCGAGCUGGCUGAGAGGAAGCCCCCGCUCUUCAACAUGAACGCUAUGAGUGCCUUAUAUCACAUCGCUCAGAACGAAAGCCCCGUCCUUCAGUCCAACCACUGGUCUGAUUCCUUCCGCAACUUUGUGGACUCGUGCCUGCAGAAGAUUCCUCAGGACCGGCCCACGUCGGACGUGCUGCUGAACCAUCGUUUCCUGUGUCGAGAGCGUCCACUGACGGUCGUCAUGGAUCUGAUCGCGCGGACCAAGGACGCAGUGCGGGAGCUGGACAACCUUCAGUACCGCAAGAUGAAGAAGAUCCUCUUUCAGGAGACGCAGCAGAACGGCCCAGUGUCUGAGGGAGGCGAGGAGGAGGAGGAGGUGGAACAGUACCUGCUGAGAACAGGCACAGUCAACAGCAUGGAGAGCUCUCAGUCUGUUCCCAGCAUGUCCAUCUCUGCCAGUUCUCAGAGCAGCUCCGUCAACAGCCUGGCCGACGCCUCUGACGACAGCAGCAGUGAGAUGGCCAUGAUGCAGGAGGGAGAACACACCGUCACCUCCAACAGCUCCAUCAUCCACCGGCCCACGGGUCAGGACAACAUCUAUGACGACCCGUACCAGCCUGAGAUGGAGCAGCCUCAGGUUCCUUCAGCUGGACGCCGUCGAGCUUACUAUCGUAACAGAGACCACUUUGCCACCAUUCGAACGGCUUCCUUGGUGACUCGUCAGAUCCAGGAGCAUGAGCAGGGCUCGGCGCUGCGAGAGCAGAUGUCCGGGUACAAGCGAAUGAGGCGGCAGCACCAGAAGCAGCUGAUGGGCCUGGAGAACAAACUGAAGGCCGAGAUGGACGAGCACCAGCUGAAGCUGGACAAGGAGCUAGAGAACCAGAGGAACAACUUCUCCACUGAGGCCGACAAGUUGUCCAAGAGACACCAGGCCAUCCUGGAGAAAGAGAUGAAAGCAGCCCUGGCUGAGGAGAAGAAGUUCCAGCAGCACAUCCAGGGUCAGCAGAAGAAGGAACUGACCACUUUACUGGAGUCACAGAAACGACAGUAUCGUCAACGCAAGGAGCAGCUGAAAGAGGAGCUGAGCGAGAACCAGUCGACUCCGAAGCGCGAGAAGCAGGAGUGGUUGAUUCGUCAGAAGGAGUGUCUGCAGCAGAUGCAGGCGGAGGAGGAGGCCAGUCUGCUCAGGAGGCAGAGGCAGUAUUACGAGCUGCAGUGUCGUCAGUACAAGAGGAAAAUGCUGCUCGCUCGACACAACCUGGAGCAGGACCUGCUCAGAGAGGACCUGAACAAGAAGCAGACUCAGAAGGACCUGGAGUGUGCCAUGCUGCUGCGACACCACGAGUCCACACAGGAGCUGGAGUUCAGACAGCUGAGUUCGGUCCAACGUACGCGGGCCGAGCUGAUCCGCACCCAGCAUCAGACAGAACUGACCAACCAGAUGGAGUACAACAAACGCCGAGAACAAGAGCUUCGACAAAAACACGCCACAGAGGUGCGGCAGCAGCCCAAGAGCCUGAAGUCCAAAGAGCUGCAGAUCAAGAGACAGUUCCAGGAGACGUGUAAGAUCCAGACCCGCCAGUACAAAGCCCUGAGGAACCACCUGCUAGAGAGCACGCCCAAGUCCGACCACAAAGCCAUCCUCAAGCGCCUCAAAGAGGAGCAAACUCGUAAGCUGGCCAUCCUGGCCGAGCAGUACGACCACUCCAUCAAUGACAUGCUGUCCACACAGGCUCUGCGUCUGGAUGAGACCCAGGAGGCCGAGUACCAGGUGCUGCGCAUGCAGCUGCAGCAGGAGCUGGAACUGCUCAACGCCUACCAGAGCAAGAUCAAGAUCCACACGGACACUCAGCACGAGAGAGAGGUGAAGGACCUGGAGCAGAGGGUGUCCAUCCGCCGAGCGCUGCUCGAACAACGGAUCGAGGAGGAGAUGCUGUCUCUGCAGAACGAGCGUUCAGAGAGAAUCCGGACUCUGCUGGAGCGUCAGGCUCAUGAGAUCGAGGCCUUUGACUCAGAAAGUAUGAGGCUCGGCUUCAGUAACAUGGCUCUGACAGGGAUUCCCGCUGAGGCCUUUAACCAGGGUUACCCCGCCCCAAGCCCCGCCCCAAGCCCCGGCGGCUGGCCAUCGCGGCCCGUCCCACGCUCAGGAAGCAACUGGAGCCACAGCGUGCAGAACUCGGUGGCCACUCCGUCCUGGCGCAGUCACAACCACAGCAGCGGAGGAGGUGGAGGAGGAGGAGGAGGAGGAGGCUUCAGCCGAGCCGAGUCCAUCAGCUCGUCACACGGCUUUGGCAGAGACGGUGACCUCAACAAGAGUGGCAGGAGCCAAAGCUCCUACCACCACCAUCACCACCACCACUACCAGCAGCAGCAGCAGCAGCAGCAGCAGCAGCAGCAGCAGCAGCAGCACCACCUCCUCCCUCAGCACCUCCCUCAGCACCUCCCCCAGCACUACCAGCACCACCAGAGCACGCCACAGCUCUACCGGGACAGCCACGAGCGCGACACGCGGGAUCGAGACCGGGCCAGGGAGUGGGUGGGAGGAGGAGGAGGCGGCGGCGACAGCAGCCACAGCCAUUAUUCCCAUCACUCACAGGGCCACCACCACCUCCUCUCCUCCCACGCCUCCUCCCAGUCCCUUGCUCUCCUUCCACCUCCUCCCCUGCCUCCCCCAAUCUCCCUCUCUUCCUCCUCCCCCGCCUCCUCCGCCUCGUCCUCCUCGUCCUCGCAGGGUGGUUACGGAGGCGGCGGCCUGAGCGUCCGCGGCGCCGGGCUGAUGGCGCUCAGGAACAGCCCACAGCCUCUGAGAAGGACGGCAUCGGGUGGGGGCGGGGGGAGUGACGGCGGGCUGAGCCGCAGCACGUCGGUCACCUCCCACAUCUCUAACGGCUCCCACCUCUCGUACUCGUGAGACGGUGUGCAAUCUCUCGUCCGGGGUUGUCCCGCCCCUGUGGACACGCCCCUGUGGACACACUACAGCCAAAUUGACACAACAGGAGUAGAAGAGCAAAAGAUCGAGAUCCAGAUCCAGAAGCUUCCACUGAAGAAGCUGCUGAAAAAAAGAAACGUCAAUUUCAACAUUUGUCUUUUCUUCGUUUGUUUUAAUGAAACACGCGAGCGUUCGACGACACAGACGUCACAGAAAGUGAACUGUUCAGGUUCAGGACCCGGUUCAGGACCAGGUCUGAACACCUGGUCUUUGUGGAGCUUCCACUGUGGUGCUUUAAAAAAACCACUCUAUGUAAAUAAGCCACUUUCUAGUCUCUUCGUGUUGAGUGUGGUCAGCAGGGGGCACCGCAGACGUCCUGUUUAGUCCUGGUCCGGUCAUGUUUUCAGACGACAGUAGAAUAAAACGCUGCCCUUUAAUCUCCUUAAAGGAACAGUCCCCGUGCUUUUCUUGUGUAAAUAAUGAGACGACGACGUCGUGAUAAAAACAAACUCAAUCAUUCUAGUUUAAUGAACUCGUCUAAAUUAUUAAUCGAGAAAAUGAUUCAAAAACAGGAUUUAAUGUUUGUGUCCAAGUUCUAGUCUGUCUGUCUGUCUGUCUGUCUGUGUGUGUGUGCUUGCGUGCGUAUGUAUGUCUGUGUGUGUGUGUGUGUCUGUGUGUCUGUGUGUGUGUGUGUGUUAUAUAACUGUACAGUGAGUGCAGUUUGGUUGUACAGAUGGAGCCGCUAACUCUGAGGAACAGCCAUGACUUUGUCUCGUUGAAUCACUUUUACUAGACGCUGACAAAUAGAUGCUCUAACUUUUUUUAUUAUUGUUAUUCUUCUGCUGCAGUCGGAAUAUUUAUGUUUUAAUGCAAAUGUUUAAGGUUUAUUUACCAGUUCUGACCACUAGGUGGAGAAGAAGCGCAAUGUUACUGUGACAGAGAUAUUAAAAAAGUGAGUUUGGUUCUUCUCGUGGUUUGAUGAGAUACACAUGACGCACUCUUGACUGCGCUGUGAGCGCCCCCUGCUGCUGAGAACCAGCAGCAGCACACACACACACACACACUCUGUCACAACAAAAUGGCAGACGUCUGUAAACCACUCACACACACUCACACUCAAAUCAGUGAUUUUAACAUCACACACGAGAGUUGAUGAUCCUCCAUCACUCAGUUCAAUUGUCUUAUUUUGUAAAAUGUGUCUUUUAAAAUAUGUAAUUUAGACUUAACUCAGUGACAUAAAGUGACCACACGAGGCAGCAGAGGACCAGCUGCUCCUGUGUCCCCGCAGAUAAAAUCACUGUUUUUUCUGUGGACUUUGGUGUGGGAGGGUGAGCGUUGUCUCAGGCUGGUUCUCAGCAGCAGGGGGCGCUCACAGCACAGUCACUGUCAAACAGGUGUCAGUACCUUCUUCAAACACACCUGGACUUCCUUUCCCAGCAUUCCUGUCGUGGUGUGAGGAGUUAACACCUGUGGGCGGGGCAAUGGGCGGAGCUGUGGGCUAUGUUUCUGUUUGUUAGUUUUGAGCCAGUAUUGAAACGUCAAGCGUCCACAGUCGUGUUUUGGUGCCAUAACGUUUUUUUUGUUACUUUGUGAAAUCUUUGUUACGUCUCAGCAAAAAAAAAGAAGGAAACAAACAAAAACACAAAGCUGCUUUAAUAAGUGAGUACAUUUCACUCUGUUGUUUUUAAUGUUGAGAUUCAGUUUUUUUGGAUUAUUUUUACAGUGUAAAACACCUGUUUUUUCUUCAUUAGUUGAAUUUGACAGAAAACUUUUCAAAUGACUUUUUGUUUUUUGUUUGAUUAAAUGAAAAAAAUCCCAGCUUUGAUGAAACCUUCACUCAUUCAUUUGGUGAUGUCAUCGCCGACGCUCUGCACUUCUUUCACUUUGUGACCUCAGUGUGUCGGCCGUUGCCAUAGCUACCUCAUUUUCACUCAACGUCAAAGAAUGUGAGUGAAUUUUGGGGGCGGGGCUGACAAGCGUGAGGUCACGUGACGGUCGACGCUGAGCUGCUGUCGGAUGUCGUUUUUGAUUUUUUUAGUUCAUGCUCACUGACUGUGCAUGCCCCGCCCUCCUCAUGAUGUCACUGGUGAAGGGGCGGAGUCUUCUUCCUGAGGUUAUACCGUUAACUCGAGUAUAUGACAGCAAAGCUCUGUUUCUCUGCUUUCAUGUGUUCAUCCAUCUUCUACCUCUUUAUCCUCCACAGGGGGCACUGUGGGCGGAGUCACAGUGACACCCUUACUGACAGAUCACCUGACCAGUGUUUGAAUUAGCGCCCUUAAAGUGAUCACAUGACGAGAGUGUUGACCUCAUAAGCAGAGAAGGACCGCCUCUUUGUGGAGCUCUCCCUCCUGAUUGGAUCGAGUCAGAUUCACGCGCGCCAGUCACUCGUUGGUUUUUCAAAAUAAAAUGGGAAGAUGAAAGAAGCGGAGAGCGAGCGUUUUCCCGUUUCGUCUAUUUUUGAUUUUUCAAUCGAACGCAAGUCACGUGACUUCAGUAAAGUCAGAAACAGAUUUGAACUUUAAACACACUCCUGACAUCAUGGUGAAGUAACAAAGUCAUCGGUACUCAUGAGUAUUCACUAACGAAUCUAAAAAGCGGAUUUUUCUUCAACAGUAAAGUUUACAGAAAGUUUGACGACGCUGCUGUUGCACUUUGCAGACGGUCCCUGACGACAGAUAGAUAUGUAUGUAUAUGUGUAUAUAUGUAUAUGUGUGUGUGUGUAUAUAUAUAUAUAUAUAUAUAUAUAUAUAUAUAUACAUAUACUCCUGCCCAUAUGGAAAAAUUCAAACUGGAUGAAAUGUGAAAACGCUCGCUCUCCGUUUCUUUCGACUUUCAUUUGAGCACAAGAUCGUGUUUCUGGUCCACGUCGCACGAGCGUGUGUUGGUUCAACGUCAACUUUAUUCACUUUCACAAACAGCGAACAGGAAGUGAGAGUAGGUUUUAACGGUGUGUUUUUUCGUUCACAGUCGAGAGUCAAGUCUCGUCUGCAAAGAACCGAUCACAGCAAAGUGAAAUCGUCUGUUUUCAGAGCUCGUGAAAACCAUGUGGAUGCAGCCGGUUCACAUUGGGGGACGUUCCGGUCUCGCACUGGUGUUCGCAAUACAAGUUGCGACGUAUGAGACGUCGUCGUUCCGUCCAAACUAAAUGUUGCGUUCGCUGACGUCGAGUUCGGUUUCUGUGUCUGUCAGAACUUUCACUGAGGCCCAAAAUAUUUUUGUCAAAAGCAAAAAAUCUCUUAUUUUUACAAAUAGAUUUCAUGUCCGUGUUAAUUUACAUGUAAACAUUGGUUCUUCGUCUUCAGUCCGACAUUUCUCUGGUGCAUUAAAGAAAAUGUUUAUGGCGCAAAAACAUUUUAAGUUUUGCAGUUAGGCCUUUAAAAUGUAGUUUGUGGUCGGCAUAGAAAUAAUAAUAAUAUGAUGAUGUGUUUUUAUGACAGAAGAUCAAGUUUCAAAUGUUCAGGUCAAAAAGAUUUGUAGAAAUGUUAAAAAAAAAAUGUACAGAAGCGUAACAAAAUAAUUUUGGAGAAAUAAAUGAACAAAAACUCAA
This is a messenger RNA of Solea solea (common sole), 7684 nucleotides long. It is a transcript of the gene taok2a, whose product is annotated as TAO kinase 2a. Gene Ontology annotation, molecular function: protein kinase activity; ATP binding. Lineage: Eukaryota; Metazoa; Chordata; Actinopteri; Pleuronectiformes; Soleidae. Gene Ontology annotation, biological process: protein phosphorylation. The record is from RefSeq and is a predicted model, not a curated record. Bases 580 to 4119 code for a protein of 1179 amino acids. The transcript is spliced from 21 exons.